This is a messenger RNA of Gymnogyps californianus (California condor), 798 nucleotides long. RefSeq names its product killer cell lectin-like receptor subfamily F member 1. The transcript has 7 exons. Bases 1 to 798 code for a protein of 265 amino acids. The record is from RefSeq and is a predicted model, not a curated record. Lineage: Eukaryota; Metazoa; Chordata; Aves; Accipitriformes; Cathartidae.
AUGGCAGGUGAUAUCACGUAUGCGGACGUGGCAAUGCUACCGAGGGAAAGACCACACGUUCCUUCUCGGACAUCAGUUCCAGGAAACAUGAUCACAUACGCUGAGCUGCGCGUGAAGCCGAAACCCAAAGGGAGCAGCAGAUCAGAGACUUCCGCUUCUGGCUGCCGACACAGGUGCUCAGCCUGGUUCUACGUGGCGCUGGUCCUGGGAGUCCUUGUGCUCAUCCUGCUAGGCGUCAUAGCCGUACUAGCCAAGCAAUUUUUGAAGGGCAGAGCAGGAAAAUCAGAAAGUUUGUCCCAGUAUGGUCUAAAUAGCACUGGCAAUCACAUUGCUUCAGAGAAGACUGUCUCAGCGGUUCUCCUGAAAUGGCUCAUGGAGGAACUGUGUGAAGAUGGACAGGGAACAACAUGCGAGCUGUGUCCUCCCGGGUGGCAACUACACAGGGGGAGAUGUUACUACUUCUCCGAGGAGGCUGUAAGCUGGGAUGACAGCCAGAGAAACUGUCUGGCCAGGAAAUCCCAGCUUCUUGUCAUUGAAGAUGAAAUUGAGAUGGAAUUUAUAGACAAUAAAGAGAAAGAUACCAAAUAUAUCUGGAUUGGGUUGAAGAUUCAAGACAUGAAGAAGCAACGGAGUUCAGCUGAAGAUCCCAGAGUAAAAGAAAACAGGAAAGCUAUAAAUAGAAUUGAGACUGACAAGAACUGUGCUGUUUACAGAAGAAAAAACAUGAUCCAAGCAGAUAACUGCCAGACUUUAAAGAAGUGGAUCUGUAAGAAGAAUGCAACUUUGUUGGUGCUCUGA